Molecule: messenger RNA, 1784 nt
Organism: Oncorhynchus mykiss (rainbow trout)
Lineage: Eukaryota; Metazoa; Chordata; Actinopteri; Salmoniformes; Salmonidae
Gene: blk
Product: BLK proto-oncogene, Src family tyrosine kinase
Biological process (GO): protein phosphorylation
Molecular function (GO): ATP binding; protein binding; protein tyrosine kinase activity
Source: RefSeq, a predicted model, not a curated record
UUGUCCCUAAGGAUAGACACAGGGCGCUCAACAGUGUGUUUGUGUGUUUGUGUCUUCUGAAGGUUUGAGUUAUGAGAGAGAGAGAGAGAGAGAGAGAGAGAGAGAGAGAGAGAGAGAGAGAGAGAGAGAGAGAGAGAGAGAGAGAGUUGAAUAAGGAAAUAGCAGACACUUCAAACUGGAAUGCUUUUGAUGACACAAGUGAAGACCAAGUUCCAAGCACAGGGCAUGACCCUAGAGACACUGGUGUGGAUCAGACCAUUGUAAAGGAUGGGUUCCAGCUGCAGUGGUCAGAAACGUCAGAAAGACGACAUCCACCACCCAGGGAAAGGCUCUCAAACCACCAACUCCACCAACCACACUGCACACAAUACGGAACAGGCCUCUGGUAAUGACGAAGACGUUGUCAUUGCUCUGCACGACUUCAAACCAACCACGGACCAGGACCUACCGUUCAGAAAGGGAGAGAGGCUCCAGAUCCUCCAGGAGAAUGGGGACUGGUGGCUUGCUAAGUCACUGGUGACGGGAGAGGAGGGGUGCAUCCCAUGUACGUACGUGGCCAGAGUAGACACCCUAGAAAUAGAAAAAUGGUUUUUCAAGGACCUGAGUCGUAGAGAGACAGAGCGUCUGCUCCUGGCUCCGGGGAAUAAAGCCGGGUCAUUUCUAGUUCGAGAGAGUGAGACCACCAAAGGUGCUCUCUCCCUGUCCAUCAGAGACGUAGGGCUGGAGCAUGGGGAUGUGGUGAAGCACUACAAGAUCCGUUCCCUGGAUAACGGAGGGUUCUACAUCUCUCCGUCCACCUCCUUCUCCUCCCUGCAGGAGCUGGUCAAGUACUAUACCCGUACGUGUGAUGGAUUGUGUCAGCGUCUGAACGCCCCCUGCAAGCCGAAGGCCCCCGUCCAGCCGUGGGCCCAGGACGCGUGGGAGAUCCCCAGAGACACGCUGAAAAUGAUCAGGAAGUUGGGAGCAGGACAGUUUGGAGAAGUCUGGAUGGGUUACUAUAAUGGCAAUCAGAAGGUGGCGGUGAAAACCCUGAAGGAAGGGACCAUGGAGCCUGAGGCCUUCCUCCAGGAGGCCAACCUGAUGAAGCAGCUGCAACACGACAGACUGGUCCGCCUCUACGCCGUCGUCACCAUGGAACCCAUCUACAUUGUCACGGAGUUCAUGAUCAAUGGAAGUCUGUUGGACUUCCUGAAAACAGACGAGGGCAAGAAGUUGAAGCUCACCAAACUGAUAGACAUGUCAGCCCAGAUAGCUGAAGGCAUGGCCUACAUUGAGAAGAAAAACUAUAUCCACAGAGACCUGCGAGCCGCCAACAUUCUGGUCAAUGAGACUCUCCACUGCAAGAUAGCAGACUUUGGCCUGGCCAGGAUCAUAGAAACGGAGUACACAGCAAAAGAAGGUGCUAAGUUUCCCAUUAAGUGGACAGCUCCGGAGGCCAUCAACUUUGGAACGUUCAGUAUAAAGUCAGACGUCUGGUCUUUCGGCAUCCUGCUGACUGAGAUAGUUACCUAUGGAAGAAUACCCUAUCCAGGUAUGACGAACCCUGAUGUGAUUCGUAACCUGGACAGGUGUUACAGGAUGCCCUGUCCGGAGGGUUGUCCUGAGGAACUAUAUGACCUCAUGAUGACCUGCUGGAAGGAGAGACCAGAGGAACGGCCCACCUUCGAACACCUGCAGGAAACUCUCAAUGACUUCUUCAUCGCCACUGAGGGACAAUACGAGAUGCAGAUCUGACGGUGAACUCAAAGUCAUCAUUCAAUGCUUCUGUCAAAGCCCCCCCCCCC